Messenger RNA from Arabis nemorensis, 723 nucleotides. NCBI's taxonomy places the organism in Eukaryota, Viridiplantae, Streptophyta, Magnoliopsida, Brassicales, Brassicaceae. The record is from the annotation of a GenBank genome assembly.
AUGAUUUACCGUAUUGCAGUUGUAUACUACAACAAGUUGAUGGAGAAUCUCAAAGAGUUUGAAGCCAAAUUCACUUGUUUACUGCAAAAUCAAGAUGUGGCUAUUAAGAAUGACUUAAGAGAUAUGUCUGCCAAGCUCAAUGUCCUAUCCGAGGAAAUUGUUGUAUUUAAGUCUCAACAAAUUGUAGUUAAUGCUGAGACCGUAGUUGGCUCUGUUGAUAAAGACAUUUUAGCACCGACUAAAAAGUCUUCAAAUCAGUCAACAACAAUGGCACAUUGUGCCAAGGGUACAACUUGCGCUUCUCUAGAGAAGCCGACUGACGAUCUCCAUGAGUCCGAGAAAUGUCUUCCAUCAUCUAUCCAACCUGCUAUUUCACGUUCAGAAGAACUUGUUACAAAGAAUAUAAUGGGUGUAGUAACGGAAGUACUUGGCAAGGAAGGAGCACCUAGUGAUGCCCAUGUCACUAAGAAAGGUGGUGCACAACCAAAAGAAAAGUUUAGAGUUUCAUUCACACCGCCCACAUUCGGCUUGGGACUUACGCAGGAAGGAGUUUCUCUUGCGAAAAAUGCAGCAAAAGAAGCAACUACUAAGCCAGGCGAUGUGCUCAAAAGAAACUUAACUACGAAACAAAGAUCAAAAAAGAAAGUACCACAAGUCCAGCCAUCCACAACAAUUCCAGCCGCUAAACAAUCGAAGAGAAGUUUAAUUCCGCUUACUCGUUAG